AUGUUUAAAAUGAUUGGUAGAUUAGCUCAUAUUUCUUUUGAUUUAGUAUUAAUUUCCGGAUUUUUAGCUGGUGUAAAACGUACUACAGGAAUAACUCCAAAUUUAGAUACUAUUGAAAAUAAAGAUAUUCAAUAUUAUGCUACAAAAUAUUUGAAUUUAGGUGAAUCAGUAUUUGAUAAUACUGCAGCAUUUUUAGGUAAUUCUCAAUAUUUCACCAGGAAAUAA
Molecule: messenger RNA, 225 nt
Organism: Candida dubliniensis CD36
Lineage: Eukaryota; Fungi; Ascomycota; Pichiomycetes; Serinales; Debaryomycetaceae
Exons: 1
Coding region: 1-225 (74 amino acids)
Cellular component (GO): cytoplasm
Source: RefSeq, a predicted model, not a curated record